Messenger RNA from Lytechinus variegatus (green sea urchin), 830 nucleotides. RefSeq lists its product as uncharacterized. The transcript has 3 exons. The coding region runs from base 120 to 452 and encodes 110 amino acids. Lineage: Eukaryota; Metazoa; Echinodermata; Echinoidea; Temnopleuroida; Toxopneustidae. The record is from RefSeq and is a predicted model, not a curated record.
CUGGGAAUUUUGAAAAUCCUAACAUUCCUGAAGUUAUCUUUUGACUGCGAGUUUUGUACAGGGAGAGCAAUUUCAAACACUACAGACUCCCACAAGAGAACACAUCAACAUUUGAUAGAAUGGCGGGAAAAACGGGUAUCCUCUUCCUUCUCGUGGUCCUCGCUCUCGCCUCGACGUCGGCGAUUCAGUUAAGUGACAUCAGUGAAGACGAACUCAACGCCUUGUUGGACAUGGCAGUAUCCAAGCGGAACUACGAGCAAACGGUGUUGGGUGGCGGGCCCGAUGACUUGGAGGGGUUUGAUGGGCAGUUCGACAAGCGCGGUCGGGGACGGGGAAGGAAAGCACCUUUGGAAAAAUGCGUGAAUCCUGUGAGUUUGCGGAACUGCAUGUGUGAUCCUAGAUUCACGGACGACGAACCGUUGAAACGCUACAAGGUCUGCUUCAACAACUAAAGCCUGGUGGACUUCUGGGCUCCAUAACACAAAGAUUAGUCGCUAAAAAGAUCAAAGAUCAAUCGCUUAAUGAACUGACCAAUCAAUAUCAAUGUUACACGCGCAAUAGGUUUAAAAUACUGACAAGGGACCAAUCAGGGCGGUUCUUUCAUAUUUGCAAUUCAUCGCAAACCUUUUUUGUGAUACGGAGCCCUGAUCGUCGAGGAAUAUGGACCAUCAACAAUGGAGACAUUAUAUACUGCAAAGUUUGUUAACCAGGAAAAAUGAAAACGUGGUCAUGAAAGGCCUCCAGAUUUUGCUUACUUGUGGUGUUUUACAAUGAUUUAUGCAUCCUUAUAUUGCGGUCGAGUUCGUCUCCGAAAUAAAGCAACUUGCUAU